UGGAUAUUAGAUAUUGGAAUUGUUCAUUGUAUAUUGGAUAUUGGAUCACCAUGGUCUCGCUCACAAACAAUAUUCAAAAAUGUUGAUUCCAAUAACCGAUUUUCGGUGGUGUGAAAACCUAUGUGAAGUAGAGUUGAUUGUGCCUCUUCAUGGCAUGAUUGCUUCAAACGCAGAUACAUUUUUGACAAGCCGGUAUAUUAAAAUUGUUAUCAAACCGUACAUUUUUGAAUGUGUACUCUACAAAUCGAUCAAUGUAGAAGAAAGUACUUUAAAGUUGAUUGAUGGUAUAGCUGAGUUUAAUUUGAAGAAGAUUAAUGCAGAAUUAUGGAAACAAUUGACAUCAGAUGCAAUGAAGGAUAAAAAGAGUCUACUACAAAUUAAACAAGAUGCUAUACUGGAACAUCAAGAACAUGAACAGAAACGUGUUAAAACAAAUAAAGAAAUGAAUAGAAAAGGUGAAAAAUAUGCCUUAGAACAAGUUAUGAAGUUGGAAAGUUUAUCUCGUGAGAAAAUAAAGUUAGAAAAAGAAGAGGCUGGUAAACAAAUCUUACAAGAUUUUAUGACUAUUCAUAAGGAAACUGAUGAAGAAAAGAAUGAAAUGCAGAAGAAGAUUCAAGAGGCUCGCUUGUUAGUUAAAGAACAGAUGCACAAAAUUGCGUCUGAUGUAAAUAAAAAUAAUAUAAAAUUAACUGGAGAAAUUCAAAGAAAAUCUAUUUUUACUGAGAAACCAAUUGAUUUGCCCAUUAGAACAUCAUCUACCAUUGAAGUAAAAUUCACACCUAGAAUAUUUCCUACACCUGAGAGAGAAUCAGUAAAACAAGCUGAAGAGGAGUGGUUAAGUAAACAAGCUGAAUAUAGAAGAAAAUUAUUGGAUCGAGUUAUACCUAAUGACCUAUCAAGGAAUGAAGUGGAUCCUAUCUGGUUACGCAAGAAAGGAGAUUCAUUAUUUCAAGCUGGAGAUUAUGAAGCUGCAGUGAUUGCUUAUACUGAAGCUAUAUCACAAAAUCCUAAAUUACACUCGUAUCCUUUGUUAUUUGGUAUUAAUUGUCGAGUGCAAACGAUUCCACUUCUGAGUCUGUUCUUGAUAGGGUAGAUAGAUACUACAGUGUGAUAUAGUAUAUUCAUCAUAUCCCAACCAUUCACAUCAGCAUAAGUUCACGAUUCUGUGAACAAAAUUGCAUCAGUUGAUUGAAAUUUUAAUUCUUAUCAUGAUAUUACUCACUUCUUGGUCUGUGUAAUGUUUAACUAACUUACCACCUUAUACUUACUAUUCAUGUUGCUCCAUUCUCUUUAUUGUUAAAAAUACUUUUCUGUUCGGUUUUUGUUCUAUUCUGUUAUAUAAUAACAUUAGCUGAUACACCUUUAUGUGACAUUCUGCUGUAAUUCAUCUAUUUUUCAAAUAAUAUUUAAUAUACAGGAUAUUAUGCUACUCAUC
This is a messenger RNA of Heterobilharzia americana, 1435 nucleotides long. The record is from the annotation of a GenBank genome assembly. Lineage: Eukaryota; Metazoa; Platyhelminthes; Trematoda; Strigeidida; Schistosomatidae.